AUGGAGGCGGCUGCAAUUGUUGGAACCGUAGGCACGGUCCUCGCUCUCGCCCAGACCCGGCCUGUCUGGACGAAGGUUACUGCAGACAGCAUACUUCAGAAAGUUGACAAGUACAGACGCGAAGGAGCUCAAGAGGUCUACGACAAUAAGGAAAUCAUAGACCAAGUAACGCUGCUUGAUCUCAUUGAAAGGCAUAGAUACUUAGCUUGGCAGCACGACCUCCUCAAAUCACGAAAUACUCAAAUAUGGCACGUGAAAGAAAUGUACAGAUGUAUCAAGCUUCUUCGAAUAACCAAGGGCUUUCGUAACGAUGCACUGCGUUCCUCAGAGUACGCAAAGAAUAAUGCUCUGGGGCAGUAUUGUGCCCUACGAACAAGGGCGGAAGAGUCUAGCGCCGUUCCGCUCGCAGAGGCUCUAGAGGUCUUGGAUAAUCAAGCAACGACCUCUCGCCGGAGAGUGGAAGAUCUCAGCUCUGUUCUCUCUACACGAUCGGGAUCCUCCACCUUUGUCAAUUCGUCCGACCCUGCAAGAGGUACCGGUAGUGACACCGCUGGAACCCUGACGCAAUCCGACGUCCAGGAAUUGGACCGCGCUUUGGACCAGUUUGAGAAUAGUGUCGUACAAUAUGGAGCUCUUCUUGACCAGGCCAGCGCGAUGCUACCCACGUCCAGUGGAGAAGACCUCCAGUCCGGACAGGCUUCCCUGCAGUAUCAGGAUCAAUGCCUGCAGUACCGCUCGAGUGUUAACAGCUUUCUAAGCACGGGAAGUGGGGGUUAUUAUCAAGCUCUGCAACACGACGCAGAAGGCCGCGACGGAGCGUAG
This is a messenger RNA of Gloeophyllum trabeum ATCC 11539, 822 nucleotides long. RefSeq lists its product as uncharacterized. The coding region runs from base 1 to 822 and encodes 273 amino acids. Lineage: Eukaryota; Fungi; Basidiomycota; Agaricomycetes; Gloeophyllales; Gloeophyllaceae. The record is from RefSeq and is a predicted model, not a curated record. The transcript is spliced from 4 exons.